Molecule: messenger RNA, 4600 nt
Organism: Neoarius graeffei (lesser salmon catfish)
Lineage: Eukaryota; Metazoa; Chordata; Actinopteri; Siluriformes; Ariidae
Gene: ppp2r5cb
Product: protein phosphatase 2, regulatory subunit B', gamma b
Exons: 16
Coding region: 292-2001 (569 amino acids)
Biological process (GO): signal transduction; protein dephosphorylation
Cellular component (GO): nucleus; protein phosphatase type 2A complex; cytosol
Molecular function (GO): protein phosphatase activator activity
Source: RefSeq, a predicted model, not a curated record
CUUCCUCUUACCGUAUUAAUUCGAUGGAGUAUGGUAAUGCUGGCUAGCUUGGAGCAACGCUAACGAGAUUCUUUCAAACUAGCCUUCCGUCUACGUACUUGGACAAAUAUAUGAACUUAUUGAUUUUUAAUAAGCCAGUAAACUUGUCUGAGUUUGUUCUAAAUCUUAAAAUCCAUAACACUUAAUAUACGGCCAGGAUAUUUCUGAAACCCACUUAGGGUGGAUGGCUAGUUAGCUUGGUUGGUCGCUAGCGCUAAAACGGCUACAUUGGGUUCAACCGGCUGGUGCUUCAUGGAAUCACCCAAGUCUGGAAAAGUCAGUAAAACUGCAGGACAAGAAAAUUCAGAUCAUGAGGGAUCGAACAGGAAGGGCAGCAAUAGUGUGCCGCCCACCACACAGCUGCUGAAGGGGAAACAAUCUGGAUCUCAGGCCCCUGUCAAAAAGGAGAAGAGGCAAAGCUCCUCUCGCUUUAGCCUCAGCAAUAACCGGGAGCUCCAGAAACUGCCUGCCUUCAAAGAUGUGCCCCCUGCGGAGCAGGAGAAUCUGUUUGUGCAGAAGCUGCGCCAGUGCUGUGUGCUGUUUGACUUUGUAUCCGACCCACUCAGUGACCUGAAAUGGAAGGAGGUGAAGCGGGCGGCGCUCAGUGAGAUGGUGGAAUACAUCACGCACAACAGGAAUGUCAUCACUGAACCCAUCUACCCGGAGGUGGUGCACAUGUUUGCAAUCAACAUGUUCAGGACGUUACCGCCCUCAUCCAACCCGACAGGGGCAGAAUUUGACCCAGAAGAGGAUGAGCCUACAUUAGAGGCUGCCUGGCCACACCUGCAGCUCGUCUACGAAUUCUUCCUUCGGUUUUUAGAGUCUCCAGAUUUCCAACCAAACAUAGCCAAAAAGUACAUCGACCAGAGAUUUGUCAUGCAGCUCUUAGAACUCUUUGACAGUGAAGACCCUCGAGAAAGAGACUUCCUGAAAACCACUCUGCAUCGCAUCUAUGGCAAGUUUCUCGGCCUCAGGGCCUACAUCAGGAAGCAGAUUAAUAACAUAUUCUAUAGGUUCAUUUAUGAAACAGAGCAUCAUAAUGGAAUAGCAGAGUUACUUGAAAUAUUAGGAAGCAUAAUCAACGGGUUUGCCUUACCACUGAAAGAAGAGCACAAGAUAUUCUUAUUGAAAGUUUUGUUGCCUUUGCAUAAAGUCAAGUCUCUCAGUGUUUAUCACCCGCAGCUGGCAUACUGCGUGGUACAGUUCUUAGAGAAGGACAGCACUCUCACCGAGCCGGUGGUUAUGGCUCUUCUGAAGUACUGGCCAAAGACCCACAGCCCAAAGGAGGUGAUGUUCCUCAAUGAGCUUGAGGAGAUCCUGGAUGUAAUUGAGCCCUCCGAGUUUGUCAAAGUCAUGGAGCCUCUCUUCAGGCAGUUGGCAAAAUGCGUCUCCAGUCCACACUUUCAGGUUGCAGAGCGGGCCCUGUAUUACUGGAACAACGAGUACAUCAUGAGUCUAAUCAGUGACAAUGCAGCCAGAAUCCUUCCCAUCAUGUUUCCGUCUCUUUACCGCAACUCCAAAACCCACUGGAACAAAACAAUCCAUGGUUUGAUCUACAAUGCUUUGAAGCUCUUUAUGGAGAUGAACCAGAAACUCUUCGAUGACUGCACACAGCAGUUCAGAGCAGAGAAAAACAAAGAGAAGCUAAAGUGGAAAGAGCGUGAGGAAGCCUGGAUAAAAAUAGAAAACCUGGCCAAGUCAAACCCCCAGUUCCUCUUGUAUAUUGACUCAACCAGCUUGAGUAGCCCAAUGGAGAUUGAAACAGACAGUGUAGGAAUGGAUGAUGUCGCAGCCCUCAAAAAGACAGUAGAAGAAGAAGCUACACAGCUUCAGAGGGAGCAGCGGAGAGAGCGGCCACUAAUGCGUCGCAAAUCGGAGCUUCCUCAUGACAUGUCCACAGUAAAGGCCCUGGAAACCCACCGGCGUGCGGAGGACAUGAUAACCAGCCGUGAUGGCCACUAAAGGGGCGGAGCAGCUCAGAGGCAGAGGCCGAGAACAGCGCGCCCAGUGCACAGCAGCAGAGGCAGCAGCAGCAGCACAGGAUGGCCUGGUGUGACCUGGAAACCUGGACACACACUUAGCUCUGCUCCUAUAAAGAGCCACAGUGACCCUCCCUCGGCCAGUGCCCCUACGCUGGAGUUUUUAUUUUAGACCUUCUCAGGUGUACUAUUUUUUUUUUUGUUUGUUUGUUUUUUUCGUGUGGUCUUUUUUUCCACAAAUCUCUCCCUUUCUUGUCACACACAUCUGCACUGACUUCCCCCUCCUUAUCACUUACCAUGAAUUGUCGUUAAAAGUGUAGGUGCUAGGGCGAAGACCACGAAUGGGUCGUUUUCAGCACAGGAGCACUUGCAGUUUGACUGCUGACCGUUGUGUUUAAAUUGAGCAAAAGCCUCUCGACCCCCCCAACCCCCCCACCCGUGAAGAUGGGAGAGUGCAGAUUUUGGGUGAAAAUGUGUAUCCAUCUCUAACCUUUUAUUUUUCUCCAUGUUAGGACAUAGCUGCUAUUGCCUCCAGCUUUGUUCCUCAAACUGGUAGUUCACGUCAGUUUGUGUGUGUGUGCUGUAUGUACGUACGUAUGUAUGUUUCAUGUGUUAUCUGGUCCAGCAAUGGGGACUGUCAGCCAAGUGUCACUGUUUGGCAAAAGGAGCAGAUUUAUGGUAUAUAUUUUACUUUUAAAUUAAGCUUGCCAGACUUUUGGAAGCUCCUAACCUUGAUGAAUAUCUAAAGGAAAAUAUUCCUCUGUAGAAAUUAGGUCUUGUGCCAAUUUAUUUUGUUGUAAUAUAUUUUUAGAGGCUAUUCAGUGCACCUGGCUAUAAGUUCACCCAGACUGUGUGGAUGUUCAAACAAUGGUAAACAAUUUGACGCUUUUGCUUCCGUAUUUCCUUGACCGUGAUGGCCGUUUCAAAGAGUUCCUUAUGGUGGAAGAACUGCCUGGAACUGCCCUCAUGGUGAGAACGCACCAUACGACGAUGUAUUUUUUGGCAUUAUCCAGUUCGUUAGGUUGAGACUUUAAGGGGUCUGAGAAUGUCCUUUUAGAGUUUGUUCUAGCGGACUUGGGACAAGCUGCACACUUUUUUUGUUUAGUUCACAUCCACUGACUGGUAGUUUAAGGAAAUGUAGAAGCACCAGUUUGUUAAAACAAAGCCUUUAUUUACAUUGAGUGCCUUUUCGCUGGUAGACAACCUUGGUGAAAUGCUGUAAGAUAAGAAUUAAGAUCUAAAGGCCACAAAGUUUUCUAAUUUAGAACCAAUUUUGUUUCUAAAUGCCUCCAAAUUAGAUGAUGGAGGAGAUGAUGGUGAUAUCCAGCGACUUUUGAUAAAAGAUGCACUGUGGGUGAAAUUAGACCACAUAACCAGUGGCUGGAGGAGUCACCACAUGACUGAAUGGUGGAGUAACGUAAUGAACAAUAGAGAUUAGGCCACAUGGUCCAUAUUGUGUCCAACAGAGAAUGGCGUCUUGUUUUUAUUCGUCUUAAACCGUUUCUUUUGUUAGUUCGGUUUGUUAGGUUAACCCUUUGGUGACUGACCCCUUGAAAAUGGUUCCUCCAGGAACGAUGACGUUUCAGUUGUCAAGACAACGGAAAAACUAAAAUACAAGAGCAUUUUGUUUUGUGCACAAGAGCAUUGUGACACAUCUUUCUGUUUUUGUAUUUUAGUUUUUCCGUUGUCUUGACAACUGAAAAGUCAUCGUUCCUGGAGGAACCAUUUUCAAGGGGUCAGUCACCAAAGAAGACCUGGGCCAUUGUUUGAGCUUCCAUUAGGUGCUGAGGAGAGGCUCAUAACAUUCUGGGGGUCUUGUAUGUCUUUGGGAAUUGUUCAAAAAUGAUUGAAAGUAUUUUUGUUCGUUCUUUUUGCUUGCAUUAGCUUGUUCGAUUUGAAUGUGCAAGUUUGUAAAUAGGACUACAGUGAUCAGUCUUUUUAAUUGUCAAAGAAUAGCAAUCACCAAUACUUUGUUCCAUACUUCUGGUAUGUUCAGCUCUUUCUAAAGGCCAAUGCAUUUUUCUUUUUUUUUUUCUCUUCUCUCCCCCCCCACCAUCCAUGUACUAGUGCUCUAAAAGAGGUAGGUAGUGCAUUAGAGCACUACUACAGUGUGUGUCAUCCUUUCCUCUGCAAACAGGAGCUUGUUUUCAGCAUUAAAUGGCUUUAAAUGAACAUCUCUGGAGGCUUUUUCUCUUGAAGAACCGACCAUUGCAAAGUGUCCUUUAGUAUGCACCCCUGCUCCAUGGCUUCAUUUAAUAUUGUACAUAUUAUGUACUAUUAUUUUAUCUUCUAUUAUAAAAUGGUAGAUCUCUUACUUUGUACAAAUUCUCAUGUACAGAUGAAAACGUUAUUAGCAACUACAUACAGUUUAUAAAGUGGCACAAGCAUCUGUACGUGUUGCUAUUUGCAUUAGAAAUGUUUAGAGUUGAAAUGCUAUUUUUAUCAAUUUGUAAUUCAGAACUUUUUAUUUCGGAAUUCUUUCAUCUGUGAUGCGAUCUGUCAUACGUUAGCCUUCGUGUGUGCUCUUAACCAUUCUCAACUGGUGUACAUCUAUAGUAAAUAAAGAAAAUUGGUGAGUUUUA